GUUCAUUUAUAACUAUACGCUCUGUUUUUUGAUUUUUUUACUAGCCACUCUUUCAAUUCAUCAAGAAGAAUUUGUGAGUAUGGUGAAUGGUUGGAGGUACCUACCUGUAGGUGCGGGAAAGACAUGACUAUUCUUACAUCUUGGACUGAUAAGAAUCCCGGAAGAAGAAUGUGGAAGUGUGAUGGAAAUGGUACUCGGAAAUGUUGUUCUUGGGAAUGGCUCGAUCCUCCAAUAUGCGACCGAGCUAAGAAGCUCAUUCCCGGACUUCUAAAGAAGAGCAGUGCAAAAGAUGAAGAGAUAAAGCUUCUAAACAAGCGUAUCAAAGAGAAGAAAAUUGGAGCCUUUAUGUUUGGGUUUUGUGUUGCAUUGGUCCUCAACAUGGCAAUAUUUGUAUUGUUUAUGUAAUUUGAUGUUGCUUGAAUCCUUGAACUAGUGUUUGUAUGAUUUAUGAAAACGAGUUUGUAUUUUGAUGUAGUGUUUGUUCAAUUGGUACACUUCAUGUGAUGUUUUUGGAACUCAUGAUGUUUGUUCAAUUCCAUCCCGAUCUCAAACCAUCUCGAACCAACCCGUACCACCCCGAACCAACCCGUACCACCCCGAACCAUCCCGUAACAACCCAAACCAUCCCGAAGCAUCCCGAAGCAUCCCGUACCACCCCGAACCAACCCGAAGGCAUUGGCAUUGGCAUAACCCUACACAGAUGAUUAUUGAAACAAAGGCAUUGGCAUACU
Molecule: messenger RNA, 731 nt
Organism: Cuscuta campestris
Lineage: Eukaryota; Viridiplantae; Streptophyta; Magnoliopsida; Solanales; Convolvulaceae
Source: the annotation of a GenBank genome assembly